Messenger RNA from Hydractinia symbiolongicarpus, 1849 nucleotides. RefSeq names its product mitochondrial ornithine transporter 1-like. Bases 311 to 1216 code for a protein of 301 amino acids. Lineage: Eukaryota; Metazoa; Cnidaria; Hydrozoa; Anthoathecata; Hydractiniidae. The record is from RefSeq and is a predicted model, not a curated record. Gene Ontology annotation, molecular function: L-ornithine transmembrane transporter activity. The transcript is spliced from 5 exons. Gene Ontology annotation, biological process: mitochondrial L-ornithine transmembrane transport.
AACUAUAUGUGGCAUAAAUAUAAGUGGCAUAAAUAUUAUGAGCCACAAAAUAAUAUUGUUGCUUGUUUUUCUUUUCCCCUUAAAUCCCAUUCGUAUUUCUAAUUUCUAAAAAUGCCUUGCAUCUCCUGUUUUAGAAAGAAUGAUGGUACCGAUAUUGUACUCCUAAAAGUCUUGUCUGUAAUUAGCAUUGCCUCAUCAUGCUGAAAUAAUACUUCUUAGCAUUUCUUAAUUCUUAAAGCUAUUUCUGUGUUGACGGUUUGUAUAAAAAGAUCUCUGUCAUUCUAAUUCAUACAAAUUUAUCUAUUUAAGAAUGGGGUCUAAUCAGACUCUGAGUAGGGAAGCCAUCAUUGACUUCACUGCAGGUGCCAUCGGAGGAACAUGUUGUGCAUAUGUUGGACAGCCACUGGACACAAUUAAAGUGAAAAUGCAAACAUAUCCAAAUUUGUAUACAAAUAGUAUCAAAUGUGCUUCGGAUAUUUUCAGAAAGCAAGGGUUUCUUCAGUUUUAUGCCGGUGCCGUCCCAGCUGCUGCUGCAAAUAUUGCUGAAACAUCAGUUUUGUUUCUUUGUUAUGGCCAGUGUCAGAAAGCUGUUUCGUAUGUUGCUGGUACGGAUAAAGAUCACAUGACGACACUGUUAAAAGCCACGUCUGGAUCAUUCGCAUCAUUUUUUGCAGCAUUUGCGUUGUGUCCUUUAGAACUUGUCAAGUGCAGAAUGCAAACCUUACAAGAGUUUAAAGGCACACACAAAAACAUCACACCUUUUACGAUCGUUAAAGAUGUGUUGAAGAGAGAUGGACCACUUGGAUUUUAUCGUGGUAUCACGUCGACGGUUUUACGCGAAGUUCCUGGUUAUUUCUUUUUUUUUGGAGGUUACGAAACAACUAAACGAUGGCUGUCGAAAGAUAAGGACAAUAAUGAAGAUUUAGGUCUGCUUCGAACGAUACUAGCUGGUGGUGUAGGUGGUAUCUCCAUAUGGGGUGCAAUAUACCCAUUCGAUAUUAUUAAAUCAAGAAUGCAGGUAUAUUCUGGUGGUGGUAAACCGAUUGGAUUUCUAGAUACAGCUCGCAUGAUUGCAAAGGAAGGAGGUAUACUGUCGUUUUACAGUGGCAUCGGACCGACAUUGUUUCGUGCGUUUCCAGCGUGUGCCGCAUUAUUCGUUGGUUAUGAAUACUCAAAAAUAUUAUUGACAUAUAUCGCAGAUCGAAAAGAGCUAUGACAACACCGAAAGCACUGUAGAAUAAAUGUACCAUUGUCGAGCUGAAGCGACGUUAUUGACAGUGCUACCCAGUGUUUUUUUGAUAGGAAAAGUUAAACAAGCACAUCUGUAAAAUGUAGUCAACUCUACUCGCGAAAAUUACGACAAAUAGGUCAGACUUUUAUCCAUAAUGCAAAGAUGGAAGAACUAUCGAUGAGCGAUUAUUUGUAUCUUUAUGCGUUUUUUAUUUCACAUUUUUAGUAGUUUUUUUUAACUUAAUGCAAAUAUAAAUUUGUUAUUUUAGCAUGUAAAUUUAUUAUAACAUUUUUUUAAUUGUUAAUUUUCUUGAAAACCCUCCUGAAUUAUUAAUAUACGUAAAGUUACUAUUAGAUCAUUUUUUAGUCCCCAGCUUUCUUGUUUUUAAAAUGGCGAACAUGCUCGCGUUCUGUGGGGCAUUUUGUGUAGGUAUAAUGCGUUGCAUAAGGGAAGAAUUUUUUUUUCUUUUUACUUUUUAAACACAUUUUUUCAUUACUUACGUUAUUUAUAUCUUUAUGUAAUAUAUAAUUUUCACUCAUCUAGAAAUACGUUUUACCACGAAAGAAUUAUUUAGUAGAAAGAUUAAUAACAUACAGAAAUAUAUUUUAAAUAACCAAA